Messenger RNA from Eptesicus fuscus (big brown bat), 1790 nucleotides. It is a transcript of the gene PAQR6, whose product is annotated as progestin and adipoQ receptor family member 6. Gene Ontology annotation, molecular function: signaling receptor activity. Bases 73 to 1107 code for a protein of 344 amino acids. Gene Ontology annotation, cellular component: membrane. NCBI's taxonomy places the organism in Eukaryota, Metazoa, Chordata, Mammalia, Chiroptera, Vespertilionidae. The record is from RefSeq and is a predicted model, not a curated record. The transcript is spliced from 8 exons.
GCGGCCGGCGGGGCAGCAGAGCCACGGCCACCCGGAGGCAUUGCACAGGUCAACGUGGAGGUGCAGGCCACCAUGCUCAGUCUCAAGCUACCCCAACUCCUUCAAGUCCACCAGGUCCCCCGGGUGUUCUGGGAAGACGGCAUCGUGUCUGGCUACCGCCGCCCCACCAGCUCGGCCUUGGACUGUGUCCUCAGCUCCUUCCAGAUGACCAACGAGACUGUCAACAUCUGGACUCACUUCCUGCCCACCUGGUAUUUCCUGUGGCGUCUGCUGGUGCUCGCGGGAGGCCCGGGCUUCCGGGCGGAGCCCUACCACUGGCCGCUGCUCGUCUUCCUGCUGCCCACCUGCCUCUACCCUUUCGCCUCGUGCUGCGCGCACACCUUCAGUUCCAUGUCGCCCCGCGCGCGGCACAUCUGCUACUUCCUGGACUACGGCGCGCUCAGCCUCUACAGCCUGGGUUGCGCCUUCCCCUACGCCGCCUACUCCAUGCCGGCCUCCUGGCUGCACGGCCGCCUGCACCAGCUCUUUGUGCCCGCCGCCGCGCUCAAUUCCUUCCUGUGCACUGGCCUCUCCUGCUACUCUCGGUUCCCUGAGCUGGAAAGCCCUGGGCUCAGUAAGAUCCUCCGCACUGGCGCUUUCGCCUACCCCUUCCUGUUCGACAACCUCCCACUCUUCUAUCGGCUGGGACUGUGCUGGGGCAGGGGCCACAGCUGUGGGCAAGAGGCGCUAAGCACCAAUCAUGGCUACCACCUGUUGUGCGCGCUGCUCACUGGUUUUCUCUUCGCCUCUCACCUGCCUGAGCGGCUGGCACCAGGACGCUUUGACUACAUUGGCCACAGCCACCAGCUGUUCCACAUCUGUGCGGUGCUGGGCACCCACUUCCAGCUGGAAGCGGUGCUGGCCGAUAUGGAAUCUCGCCAAGCCUGGCUGGCCACACAGGACCCCCCCCUGGGCCUGACAGGCACAGUGGCCACGCUAGGCUUGGCAGUGGCCGGGAACCUGCUCAUCAUUGCUGCCUUCACAGCCUCCCUAUUUCGGGCCCCUAGUACAUGCCCCCUGCUGCAGGGUGGCCCGCUGGAGGGGGGUACUGACGCCAAGCAACAGUGAGGCCCCAUCUCUGAGCCUGCCUCCGAGGCAGGCAACGGUGAGGCCUUGGUGCUGGGAGGAGCCCAGACCAGACCUGAGAAGGUGUGGGGCACUUAUGAGCCUGGACUCCAAAGUGACUGCGCGAGUGCAGAGGAGAGAAGGCCGAGGAGAGGAGCUGGGGGGCUGGCAGAGCGCAGGAGGGUCGGUGCGGGUGCUCUUGAUGGGGCUGGGGAAGUGCUGAGGAUCUGAGAGGUGAGGUGUGCGUGUCCAGGCCGGAGAGCCUCCCCUUCCCCGGCAGAGGCUGGGACGGGGAGGUGUCGGGGCCCUUUCAUCUAGUCCCGUUUCUGUGCUCCUAGAAGUGUGCUUAGCCCAAGGAAGAACUAACAUGACUAACCUAGGCCUGCCCUGAGUGCUUGAUAACCAGGCAGGAGGCCCCCUCUUGCCCCCACCCCCCAAAGCAGGCAGUGCUGUCUGCCGGCAGCUCUUUGCCUGUAGUGACGAGUCUGUUCUGGUCACAGUCGUGUACUCAGGAUGUCCAGCUUUGGCAUCCGGGUCUGUUAGGGUGUGUCAUGGAUGGUGCACUGGGUUGGGGUGGCGGGGAGGGUGCUGGGCCAGAGGGGGAGUCCUAGUCAGACUUUGGAAAGCCAACUUCAGUGCUUUGGAGUGAGGCAGAUACAAAUAAAAAAAGUCAACAGACUUUGGGA